Coregonus sp. 'balchen' is the source of this 866-nucleotide messenger RNA. The record is from the annotation of a GenBank genome assembly. NCBI's taxonomy places the organism in Eukaryota, Metazoa, Chordata, Actinopteri, Salmoniformes, Salmonidae.
UAUGUCUAAGCCCGCCAACACGGAGAAUGUGUCCACCUUGGAGACCGCCAUGCAGUUGAUGAUCCAGACCUUCCAUAAGUACUCUGGGGACGAAGGCGACAAAUACACCCUGAGCAGAGCAGAGCUCAAAGUGAUGCUCACUGCAGAGCUGGGCAACUACCUGGGGGUAAGGAGAUUCACACACUACACACACAGACACACACACACACACAGAGACACACACCGUAAAAGUCUUCCUCUCUCCCUCAUGCAGAAUGCCCAGGACAAGGAAGCAGUGGACAAGGUGAUGGGUGACCUGGAUGCCAACAACGACGGAGAGGUGGACUUCACUGAGUUUGUUAUCUUGGUGGGGGCGCUCACCGUCGCCUGCAACGACUUCUUCCUAGAGUACAACGACAAGGGGGAGAAGAAGUGAACACAACGCACACAUGUACACUCACACACACCUACGUCUCUCUCUCUCACACACACACACACACUGAGGAAGAGGAGGAGAGGACGGUGAUUAUGACGAUGAUGCGACACCUCCACUCCAAUCCUGCCUAGGCUUCAUUCCUACUGUUUAACAGAGAACUACACACACCACACACACACACUCAGAGAUGUUCAGAGAUGCGUCGUGGCACACUGGGCGGUGAGUUUUUGUGUUUUGUGUGUGUGCCAUCUCAAUCCAAACCAAACCCAACCCACAGAGAAGUUUAUUACAGAGUGAAAAUGUGGAGAGUUUAAGUCAUCAAUAACGGUCAUUGUUGAAUAUGUGAAUAUAAUUUCUCUGUCUUUUCAUUCGUUUUGUAAACCCCUUAUUUAUGUUUCGUUCAUUGUUAAACUGUUCCUCCUCGAUAGAAUAAACAUAACAUUUAACCAAA